UAAGUCCUUCAACUUUCACUUAUUUCCCCUGGCAGUUUCCAUUUCUUUCACCCUUACAGACGUUACAGAUUACAGUGUACCCAUCUCUCUUUUUCUCUGCUUUAGUUUUUUGGUCUUUAAGGUCUUAUUAAGAGAGAAACCCUAACAAUGUACAUUUUUCUUUACCUUAAUCUCUAAGUUUUCGUUUUUCUUCUUUCUUGAGAUCGAACCCAUUUCAAGAAUGCUGGUGAAAUGUUGAGGAGCUUGGCUUCUACGUUGUUGAAAGGAUCAAAUCUUGGUUCCCAAAUAUUGUUUAAUUGCGAUAUUGGCUGAUUUGGAGGAACAAGGUUUGAUUUUUCUUGCUUUUUUUUUUUUUUGUUGGAAACAUAUUAGGGUUUUUAUUGAUAUGAGUUGAUAGGCUAAAUAAAGGUGUGAAUUUUAAAGGUUUGCAUGAAUCUGGGUUUUGCUCGUUUCGAUGGUUCUUUGCCUGCUUGGAGAAAUGGAUUUGAGUUAUUUUUAGGUUUUAUGAAGUUUAUUGUGUGGUUUUGUUUGUUGGGUAUUGUAAGAUGAAGAGGGUCAAGAGUGAACUGUCCACUGGGAGGAGGUUCAAGUUGUCUCAUUUCUUGUUGGGCAUAGGAGGGUUAUACUUAAUCUUCAUAGCUUUUAAGUUUCCGCAUUUUUUGGAGAUAGCAGCAGUCUUGAGUGGAGAUGGUAGCUAUGAUGAAUUGGAUGGGAAAGUGGUUGGGGAUGUUAAUGAUGCAGAUUUGAAUAAACCAUUGGUUAAUUCUGUUUAUAAAGAUACAUUUCAUCGGAAAUUAGAAGAUAAUUUAAACCAGGAUGCACCUUUGAGGCCUAGCAAGGAACCUUUGGAGGAAGGGAAAGGUAGACUACAGCCUAUAAAGCCGCUUCAGCAUCGAUAUGGUCGAAUAACAGGUGAGAUUAUGCGGCGAAUGAAUAAAACUAGUGAUUUGUCAGUGCUUGAGAGAAUGGCUGAUGAGGCUUGGACGUUGGGAUUAAAGGCAUGGGAAGAAGUGGAUAAGUUUGAUGGAAAGAAGAUUGGACAGAAUUCUUUGUUUGAUGGGAAGCCUGAGUCCUGUCCUUCAUGGUUAUCUGUAAGUGGAGAAGAUUUGGCAAGUGGAGACAGGCUAAUGUUCCUUCCAUGUGGGCUUAAAGCGGGUUCUUCAAUUACAGUUGUGGGAACACCCCGAUAUGCUCAUCAGGAGUUUGUACCCCAGCUUGCAAGAUUGAGGCUUGGCGAUGGCCUAGUAAUGGUCUCACAGUUUAUGGUUGAAUUGCAAGGCUUAAAGUCUGUGGAUGGUGAGGAUCCGCCAAAAAUUUUGCAUUUGAAUCCUCGACUGAAAGGAGAUUGGAGCCACCGACCAGUCAUUGAGCACAACACAUGCUAUAGAAUGCAAUGGGGUACAGCUCAAAGGUGUGAUGGUUUACGAUCCAAGGAUGAUGAAGACAUGCUGGUUGAUGGACAUCGAAGAUGUGAAAAAUGGAUUCGGGAUGAUGUUGCAGACUCAAAAGAGUCCAAGACAACCUCUUGGUUCAAACGGUUCAUAGGGCGGGAACAGAAACCGGAAGUUACCUGGCCGUUUCCUUUUGCAGAGGGUAGACUAUUUAUCCUGACCCUGCGUGCUGCUGUCGAUGGAUACCAUAUUAAUGUCGGGGGUCGACAUGUGACUUCAUUUCCAUAUCGGACGGGUUUUUCUCUUGAAGAUGCAACAGGGCUGGCCAUAAAAGGAGAUGUGGAUGUUCAUUCAGUUUAUGCAACCUCUCUUCCCACCUCUCAUCCAAGUUUCUCUCCCCAAAGAGUAUUGGAGAUGUCACCAAAAUGGAAAGCGUAUCCUUUGCCUAGGAGAUCUAUUCAACUUUUUAUUGGGGUUCUGUCUGCUACCAAUCACUUUGCUGAACGCAUGGCAGUUAGAAAAACUUGGAUGCAAUCUUCGGCCAUCAAGUCUUCAAAUGUAGUGGUCCGGUUCUUUGUUGCACUGAAUACAAGGAAGGAGGUUAAUGCAGUGCUGAAGAAGGAGGCAGCUUAUUUUGGCGAUAUUGUGAUUUUGCCAUUUAUGGACCGCUAUGAGCUUGUGGUUCUUAAAACUAUUGCAAUUUGUGAGUUUGGGGUGCAGAAUGUGUCAGCUGCUUACAUCAUGAAAUGUGAUGAUGACACAUUUGUUAGAGUUGAUACUGUCUUGAAAGAAAUUGAUGGCAUUUCUCCCAAAAAGUCACUUUAUAUGGGUAAUCUCAACCUCCUGCAUCGUCCUUUGAGAAAUGGAAAGUGGGCUGUCACUUAUGAGGAGUGGCCAGAAGAAGUUUAUCCUCCCUAUGCAAAUGGACCUGGAUAUAUUAUUUCCAGUGAUAUUGCCAAAUUUAUUAUCUCACAACAUGGCAAUCGAAAAUUAAGGCUUUUCAAGAUGGAGGAUGUGAGUAUGGGAAUGUGGGUUGAACAAUUUAACAGUUCCACGACUGUCCAGUACUCCCACAACUGGAAGUUCUGUCAAUACGGAUGCAUGGUAGACUAUUACACUGCACAUUACCAAUCCCCAAGACAGAUGAUUUGUCUUUGGGACAAGCUGUCGAGAGGUCGGGCACACUGCUGCAACUUCAGAUGACAGCAAGCGGCUCUUGCUUUCUAUAAGUUGAUUUUAUCCACGCACGUGGUACCGUCCUCCCCAUGUAUUUUCAUCCCUGCUCCCAAGUUUUGUCCAUUGAAGUGAGCUCUAGAGGGUUUUAAGUGUUGAGAUACAGAUUGAUCCAUGUAAUCUGUCACAUCUGAUAAGUAAGCCAUUUGACUUGAAUUGGAAGAACAAGGCUAAUUGUAGAAAGUACAUUCUUAUGCCCAUGAUGAAAAUUCAAGUCGUUCCUAGUUUU
Theobroma cacao (cacao) is the source of this 2853-nucleotide messenger RNA. RefSeq names its product Galactosyltransferase family protein. Gene Ontology annotation, molecular function: carbohydrate binding; hydroxyproline O-galactosyltransferase activity. The record is from RefSeq and is a predicted model, not a curated record. NCBI's taxonomy places the organism in Eukaryota, Viridiplantae, Streptophyta, Magnoliopsida, Malvales, Malvaceae. Gene Ontology annotation, cellular component: Golgi membrane.